Molecule: messenger RNA, 948 nt
Organism: Struthio camelus australis
Lineage: Eukaryota; Metazoa; Chordata; Aves; Struthioniformes; Struthionidae
Source: RefSeq, a predicted model, not a curated record
GGGAGAUAUUAUGAGGCUGUUGUCAUUAGGGCGAUUGCUGUUGAAUCACUGAAUCCUGACUCGGCGGCGGCGCGGGGCCGGGUGUGUGUGAGUGUGUGUGUGCGUGUGCGUGCGUGUGUGUGCGUGUGUGUGUGUGUGUGCGUGUAAGCGUGUGUGCGUGUGUGUGCAUGUGUGUGUGCUCCCGUGCCUCUAUGUGGCUGUGUGUGCUUGUGCGGGUGUGGAUGCGUGCGCGGUGCGUGUGCCCUUUCCUCCCUUCUUCCUCCCUUUCUUUCUUUUCUCCUUGAUUCAUCUCCCCCUCUCCCCGGUCAUCCCAUGGUGUUCAGGUCCCCGCUAGAGCUUUAUCCCACCCAUUUCUUCCUGCCAAACUUCGCCGCCGACCCAGACAUAGAGAGGCUGGGGAGGUUCCUCUGGUCGCUGCCGGUGGCGCCGGGGGCAUGCGAGGCCAUCAACAAGCACGAAUCCAUCCUGCGGGCCCGGGCCGUGGUCGCCUUCCACACGGGCAACUUCCGAGACCUCUACCACAUCCUGGAGAACCACAAAUUCACCAAGGAGUCCCACGGCAAGUUGCAGGCCAUGUGGCUCGAAGCGCACUACCAGGAGGCCGAGAAGCUAAGGGGUCGCCCGCUGGGGCCGGUUGAUAAAUACAGGGUGAGGAAGAAGUUUCCGCUGCCCAGGACCAUUUGGGAUGGAGAGCAGAAGACGCACUGCUUCAAGGAGAGGACUCGCAGCCUCCUGAGGGAGUGGUACCUGCAGGACCCUUACCCCAACCCCAGCAAGAAAAGGGAACUGGCUCAGGCCACGGGGCUCACCCCCACGCAAGUAGGCAACUGGUUCAAAAACCGAAGGCAGAGAGACAGAGCAUUGAACUUGUACAUUGUACACCUGCCACGGAUACAUAACUACAAUAGAGUACCGGGAGCGAAGCGUAACUUCCCGAGAGGCGUGUGA